CUCUGAGAUACAUACGUGUUCAUACUACCCUAUAGGUAGUGAGUAUAUAAACGUUGGAUAACAAUAGCAGGAGCUUUUAAAUUGGCAUAUGUGCAUAUGUACAUACGUGGGAGCGAUCAUGGAAUCGUGCAACUCAGUAUUUUAGUACUUGUUCGUUUCUUCCAAAUGCCAGACGGUUUUUAUUCUGAGUAUUACAAAUUAUACAUUCUAAGUUUGUUUAUAUUUAUUGGUGUAUGAUGAUUAUUCAGUCGUAGUUCUUGGAUUGGAUUCAAUUGUUAAUUGGUCAUACCCGCUCGUUCAAAGACUAUGCACAAAUAUAAAGGACUUGUCUUGAUAGUGCUGCUUAUCAACAGUAUUAAGGCUGACAUUCCAGGAUGCGAUUAUUUUGAUACAGUAAAAUUGUUGCCAACUCAAAAGCUGGCAAAUGGAUCGUAUAAAUAUGAGAACAUCAUUAUUCCCCCAGAACAAACUGGGGAAUAUGAUUACGAGAUUCUUCAGGAAGGAGACAGAGAGGAAGUAGAAAAACAUCUGCGUGGAUGUGCCUGCCAUUUGGGCACCUGCAUAAGAUUCUGUUGCCAGAAGAAUGCUCUGCUCGUGGAAGAUGAACGUAAGUGCAGCGAAGAUAUUACAGAAGAGUUGCAAUACGAUCCCAUGGUGAACAUAACGCUAAACAAUGGCACAGUGGUCAGAAGACAUGUACUUAAUGAGUUCAUAGUUCAGCAUGAUUUGCCAGUUCCCUGCAGUGCUCACUUUCAUCUGGAUGCCUUGAAUGAAGCCAACGAAGGUUGGACAUUGUUUGAGAAUGGAACUCUAUUGAGACACUAUGGUUUGGUUAGUCUGAGCAAACAGGAUUAUUGUCUGCAACCUCAUCCAAUUUGGAAUCCUCUCACAAAUGAAACGAUUUUAAGCCUGGUCCCGCACAAUUGCUACGACAAGCAGCCAAGUCAACUGAUUUAUAAUCUACUUCGGUUUCUUUCGAUCAUCUUUUUGGUAAUAACUAUUAUCGUUUAUCUUUACUUUGAUAAACUUCGAAAUCUGCAGGGAUUGUGUUUCGUAAAUUAUAUGAUUUGCAUCAGUGUGGCAUUCGCUGGGUUGCUGCUCGAUAAGCAUGUCUCGUCACUUUCAUUAAUAAUCUGUCAGUUGAAUGGCUAUUUGGGAUACUUCGCUGUUAUGGCGGGAUUCAACUGGUUAACAAUCAUCAGCUAUGAUUUAUGGGCCAGCUCCAAGGUCAACAAUUACAAUGUUCAACGCAACGAUUUGAGGUUGAAGUUUUGCAAAUACAAUAAGUAUGCCUGGGGAGUUGCAGCGCUUCUAACCCUAAUCAUAAUGAUACUGGAUGGCGUUUUAAGUACAGAAGACAACAGAUAUUUGGCUGUUCUACCAGGAGUUGCACUCUACAAUUGUUGGGUUAAAGUUGAUGACUGGUCUGCGAUGAUAUACUACUUUGGAAUCAUUACCCUUCAGCUCAUUUUUAACCUAAUCAUGUUUACACUGACGGCCAUUCGUCUUGUGCAAUUGAAGAAGGAAUUGAGAUGCCAAACGUUACCCGAGGAUCGCGUUAAACACGUCUAUUUAAAUAAACAAACGUUUGGCAUGUUCGCACGUCUGUUCGUCCUCAUGGGAAUUGUGUGGUUCUUUGAAAUCUUCUCAUAUUUAUCGACCGAUCAUCCAUCGAAUGCAUUCUUCUCGCUCUUUGACUACGUUAAUUGCGCCCAGGGAAUCAUAAUCUUUAUUCUCUUUGUCCUCAAGCGCAGUGUGUUGAAUCUUAUCUGGAAUCGGUGUCGUGGCAUUCAAUCAACAAAUGAUGAGGAUGCUUCCGAAGAAGGAAUCGCGUUGCAAGAUAGAAAUGGCGAUUCCAAGAAAAUUGGUCCGAAUAUAUUGACAUAAAUUAUGCAAGAGGAAUUGUCAAUCUCUUGAAGUUCUUUCCCGAAAUUAAAAUGCAUUUAAUAAACUGACAUUUUAAAUUUGAAGCAGUGAUCGAACCAGCAGCUAAUCAUGUUAAUCAUACUAAUAUUUUAAUUAUAGCACAGUGCAUGUUAAUACUUUUCAGGGAAAUUAAAAACAUUCUCAAUUGCUAAUCUCGGAGCUAUUUAAUGUUGUAAUAAGUAAUUAAUAUAAUUAAUACUUUUUUAUGUUGUAUCAAAGCAAGCAUUAAAAUGCAUUAAAAGAAAUCCAUUAACAAUUUGUGUUUGUCUAGAAAACUGUGAAAAUAAAAUUAAAUGAAAUGCUAUUAUUCUGUUUUACAAUUAACACAAUCUUAAGAUUACAAGACCAGCAAAAUGUUCAUAGACUAUUUGUAUCCAUUUAGAAUCAAAUCACAUGCUUUAUAUAAUAUAUUGUAUAUGCCAUUAUCAGAUCCACCUAAUUUAUAUAUUUACUUCUGUUUAAGCACAGCUUUUGUAACAGUCGAUAUCUUCCCGCCGAUAUUAUAAUUUUUUAAAUAUGUAAA
This is a messenger RNA of Drosophila albomicans, 2449 nucleotides long. RefSeq names its product G-protein coupled receptor Mth-like. The record is from RefSeq and is a predicted model, not a curated record. Gene Ontology annotation, biological process: cell surface receptor signaling pathway; G protein-coupled receptor signaling pathway. Lineage: Eukaryota; Metazoa; Arthropoda; Insecta; Diptera; Drosophilidae. Gene Ontology annotation, cellular component: membrane. The transcript has 9 exons. Gene Ontology annotation, molecular function: G protein-coupled receptor activity. The coding region runs from base 307 to 1887 and encodes 526 amino acids.